CCGCGCACUCUGCGCCGCUCUACUCGCCGGGAAGGCGGCGCCGGCGGCGGCUGCUCACGCUGCGCCCGCUUCCGCGCGCUGCUCUCCCGCCGCGGGUGGACUCCUCAGCCUGGCCGGCCGCGGCCCCUACCGAGCGGGGGCCUGAGCCACCACCAUUCUCCUCUGCAGGGGCGGCCCGGCACGUGCGACCCCGCUUGGGGGUGCUUGUCUGUUCCCACGCGCCACUACCGAGCAGAGGUCGCCCGGGCACCCAACUUUGCCACCUUGCGGGUCUCCCUCGCGGGGUGCCAGCCUACCGGGUCUGCAACGGCUGCGCGCCUGGAGUCCGCCGCGGAGCUGUCCCCAGGCUGGCAGGCAGCGAGUAGCGGGCGGCUCUGGGGAAGUGGCGGGGAGCGGUGGUUCCUCAACUUCCCCGGCUGGGCACCGAAGAGGAAGGACCCUCGGAGCCGCUGGGGUGCCCGGUGCUGGAUGACUGGCUCGAGGAGCGCGCCCCGCAGCUGGGCUGCUGUGUGAGAACUGGGCUUGUGUGCCCACGUGGCUGUGAAGUUUAGUGUGACUCAUGACCAAGGCCGUCCGACCUCUGCCUUCUCUCUUGGCACUUUUCACACAUGAGGAGAGGGUAAGCUUCAUCAAAGACACGUUCUCAGAGUCAGAGACUCCUUGCCCACCAUGAAGGGAGCCUGCAUCCUUGCAUGGCUGUUCUCAAGCCUGGGAGUGUGGAGGCUUACCCAGUCCGAGGUCCAGGACGCUUCCCAGUGCCAGAGAGCUGAGCAUCCAGUCAUCUCCUAUAAAGAAAUUGGCCCCUGGUUACGGGAGUUCAGAGCGAAGAAUGCUGUGGAUUUCUCGCGGUUGAUAUUUGACCCAGGACAGAAAGAACUUGUUGCGGGAGCAAGAAACUACCUCUUCAGAUUACGGCUGGAGGAUCUGUCUCUGAUCCAGGCUGUGGAGUGGGGGUGUGAUGAAGCCACCAAGAAGGCCUGCUACAGCAAGGGCAAAUCGAAGGAAGAAUGUCAGAACUACAUCCGUGUGCUGUUAGUGGGUGGGGACCGGUUAUUCACCUGCGGGACAAAUGCUUUCACGCCUGUCUGCACCAACCGCUCGUUAAGUAACCUGACUGAGGUCCAUGAUCAGAUCAGUGGUAUGGCCCGCUGUCCCUACAGCCCCCAGCACAAUUCCACAGCUCUGCUCACAGCCAGCGGGGAGCUCUAUGCUGCAACAGCCAUGGACUUUCCAGGACGAGAUCCAGCCAUUUACCGAAGCCUGGGCUCUUUGCCCCCUCUUCGCACUGCUCAGUACAACUCCAAAUGGCUCAAUGAACCAAACUUUGUAUCUUCUUAUGACAUUGGGAAUUUCACCUACUUCUUCUUCCGAGAAAAUGCUGUGGAGCAGGACUGUGGGAAGACCGUGUUCUCCAGGGCAGCCAGGGUCUGCAAGAAUGACAUUGGAGGGCGAUUCCUCCUGGAGGACACCUGGACCACCUUCAUGAAGGCACGCCUCAACUGCUCCCGCCCUGGCGAGGUGCCCUUCUACUACAACGAGCUGCAGAGCACUUUCUUCCUGCCGGAGCUGGAUCUGCUCUACGGCAUCUUCACCACCAAUGUGAACAGCAUUGCCGCGUCAGCUGUGUGUGUCUUCAACCUGAGCGCCAUCUCACAGGCCUUCAAUGGGCCCUUCAAGUACCAAGAGAACUCUCGCUCGGCCUGGCUGCCUUAUCCCAACCCCAACCCCAACUUCCAGUGUGGCACCGUGGACCAGGGCCUGUACAUAAACCUGACGGAAAGAAACCUGCAGGAUGCUCAGAAAUUCAUUCUGAUGCAUGAGGUGGUGCAGCCAGUGACCCAGGUGCCCUCCUUCAUGGAGGACAACAGCCGCUUCUCCCACGUGGCUGUCGACGUAGUCCAGGGCAGGGAUAGCCUCAUCCACAUCGUCUAUCUCGCCACAGAUUAUGGCACCAUUAAGAAGGUCCGGGCACCCCUGAAUCAGACCUCAGGCAGCUGUGUGCUGGAGGAGAUUGAGCUCUUCCCGGUGAGGAGGAGGGAGCCUAUCAGGAGCCUGCAGAUCCUCCAUAGCCAGAGUGUCCUGUUUGUGGGGCUGCAGGAGCAUGUGGCCAGGAUCCCCCUGAAGAGGUGCCAGUUCCACCGCACACGCAGCACCUGCAUUGGGGCCCAGGACCCUUACUGUGGCUGGGACGUGGUGAUGAAGAAGUGCACAAGCCUGGAGGAGAGUCUCAGCAUGACACAGUGGGAGCAGAGCAUCUCCACCUGUCCGACCAGGAAUCUCACUGUGGAUGGGAACUUCGGCCCCUGGUCUCCGUGGACACCCUGCACGCACACGGAUGGCAGUGCUGUGGGAUCCUGCCUCUGUCGGUCCCGUUCCUGUGACAGCCCGGCCCCACAGUGUGGCGGCUGGCAGUGUGAGGGCCCCAGCAUGGAAAUCGCCAACUGCUCCAGGAACGGAGGCUGGACCCCCUGGACCUCCUGGUCGCCCUGCAGCACCACGUGCGGGAUCGGCUUCCAGGUGCGGCAGCGCUCCUGCAGCAACCCCACACCCAGGCACGGAGGCCGCGUGUGCGUGGGACAGAACCGAGAGGAGAGGAAACUCCAUCCUGCAUUAUACUGCAACGAACAUUUGCUCUGCCCACCACAUGUGUUCUGGACAGGCUGGGGGCCCUGGGAACGGUGCACAGCCCAGUGCGGGGGAGGCAUUCAAGCUCGCCGCAGGACUUGUGAGAAUGGGCCUGACUGUGCAGGAUGCAACGUGGAGUACCAGCCUUGCAACACCAAUGCAUGCCCAGAGCUGAAGAAAACCACACCGUGGACCCCCUGGACACCCGUCAACAUCUCGGACAAUGGUGGCCACUAUGAGCAGCGGUUCCGAUACACCUGCAAGGCCCGCCUGCCAGAUCCAAACUUGCUGGAAGUGGGAAGGCAGAGGAUCGAAAUGCGAUACUGUUCCAGUGACGGGACCAGUGGCUGCUCCACAGAUGGGCUUUCUGGGGACUUUCUGCGUGCUGGGAGAUACUCUGCCCACACAGUCAACGGGGCGUGGUCAGCCUGGACUUCCUGGUCCCAGUGCAGUAGAGACUGCAGCAGGGGCAUUCGGAACCGGAAGCGUGUGUGCAACAACCCAGAGCCCAAGUUCGGGGGCAUGCCUUGCCUUGGCCCCUCCCUGGAAUACCAGGAAUGCAACAUUCUGCCUUGCCCAGUGGAUGGCGUGUGGUCUUGCUGGUCAUCCUGGUCAAAGUGUUCAGCAACCUGUGGUGGUGGGCAUUACAUGAGAACUCGUUCAUGCACGAAUCCAGCCCCAGCCUAUGGAGGGGACAUCUGCCUGGGACUACACACAGAGGAGGCACUCUGCAACACACAGACCUGCCCAGAGAACUGGUCAGAGUGGUCAGACUGGUCUGUGUGUGACCCGUCUGGUGUCCAGAUCCGUUCACGCCGGUGCAUCCUUCUAUUCCCGGUGGGCAGCCAGUGCUCUGGAAACACCACGGAGAGCCAGCCCUGUGUAUUUGACUCUAACUUUCUUCCCGAAGUGUCUGUGGCAAGAUCCAGCAGUGUAGAAGAGAAGAGGUGUGGAGAGUUCAACAUGUUCCACAUCAUCGCCGUGGGGCUGAGCAGCUCCAUCCUCGGCUGCCUCCUUACCCUGCUCAUCUACACCUACUGCCAACGGUACCAGCAGCAAUCUCAUGAUGCAACUGUCAUCCACCCUGUGUCGCCAGCCCCUCUAAACACCAGCAUAACUAACCACAUCAACAAAUUGGACAAGCACGACUCUGUAGAAGCUAUCAAGGCCUUCAACAAAAACAACUUGAUCCUGGAGGAAAGAAACAAGUAUUUCAACCCACAUCUCGCUGGGAAGACCUACUCCAAUGCCUACUUUACAGAUCUCAAUAAUUAUGAUGAAUACUAAUUGCUCUUAGACUUCCGGCUUCUUGUAAACUCUCCGCUCCUCAAAGCCGUACUCCAUGCCUGCCCAUGUUUCUGAGGCUUCAGUAAUGAUGUUUGAAUCAAUUUCAAGUGCAUUUCAAGCUAAGACUGUCCCCCUUACUACCAAGAACACACAUCCUUAAAAGCAGAAAACACCUAUUUAAGUGUUUAUGGCAUUGUGAAAAUCUGCUUACAGCAAACAUUUGAUCGUUGUUAAGUGAACCAUGGUAUGAAGUUUUUUAAAUCGUGCUUCCCCCAAUCUCCAACAGGUCUGUUAUGUUCAUGAGCUUUAUUUUAUAAAUGUGCCAAGCACAUGGGAAAAAUGCCUUCUGAAACAUCCACCUCUUCAAGCUUUAGAUUGUAAAACCUCAUGAAGUUUUAAUUUGAAAAGGCAGGCACUUUAUCUGAGAGAGCCCUUCCCUUCACACGGUCCAUAGUGUUUCAUAGAAUGAAGAAAUGGAUAUGGGCAGGCAGUUACCUCUCCCCAAACUGGGUAACGCUGUGGAUUCUUGGAAACAUCUUAUUUGGACUUGGAAUGAUUCUUCCCUAGGAAAGCCAAUGGAUUCCACCUGACCUCAGCUGCCCAGGUGUGGUCCACUGAGGCCCUCUGCUGUGGUCUGGGGGUAGUGACUGUCCUCACUGUGGCGUGAACAGUGACUGUCCUCACUGUGGAGCGAGCGUAUGGAACAGAGGACAGAUGAGACAUGAGACAGUGUUCCGCAGUUUGCAGCAAAUCUAGCCUUAUUGUGACUUUUGGAUUUCAUGGCACUGCAGGGAGCUCGUUGCCCUGCUGUAGGUCUGGAAGUCUACCCGCCUGGCCAUGGGAAUGUGCCCAAGAGCCAGACUGUAGAAAAACCAUUCAUUUAUUAUUUGGAUAGACCCCCACACCUCUACCCUCCCUGCAAAGAACAAAUCUUGGACAUUUAGAGUGCCAGUUAUGGAAAGUAUUGAAAGUACCAAAGUAUAAUUGAAAGUUACUUUUAUUUCUGUCGUUAUGCAUUGUUAAAUGAACUGACGUUUAGUGAUAAUCAUCCUUUUGUAAACCACCUCUCUGAUGUGGCUGAUGUGUAGCAAUGGGCCCCUACCCAGAGCAUUAAUGGAGUGUAAAAGUGUCCCUCUGGAGCCUACCACAGUCCAUACUGGAGUGACACUCCGGUACCGUGGACCCAUUGUCCCUCCCUUUCCUGCUUCCUCCUCCCAUGUCUUCACCUCAGUGCUGUGAGCCCGUCCAGCUGACCCACCCUAUCCCAUUUCUGCUCAGAAGCAAUGGCAGUCAGGCCCUCAAGACAUAGCAGGAUGGAAGUAGGGGGUUUAGUGAUCUCUCUGUUCUCAGUCUUGAUCAUGAAUAGACUUUCAGAGUGUCCUGAGCCCAUUCUUCAGGUCCUGAGAAGAAAAAAAAAGUCACUCAUUAACAAUCAAUACAUGCUAUGUGGGUAUGGCUUGAAGAGUUUUUUAAAGGCAAAGACAAAAUCAUUUGUGUGUGCCUCUGGGCAUUAUGAUAAAGCUUGGAUAGACAUCCAUACAUGUUCUUAUGGAUACAUGAACUUUACAUCUGGGAAAAUGUACAGGAGUGGGGAUUGCACAGUUUUAUUUGCAUACAUGUUUUCCCUAGCCAAUAUAAAGAGGCAAUUUCAGAAGUGAAAAAUCCCAGGAUUCAUCAUGAAUUAUUCUUGUAGGAACAAAUUUUCAGGCAUAACUCUGUUAAAGCUGAAAUUAAAAUGGCAGGCAGACUCUGAGAGACAUUAGACCGUGAACAGAGCUGCACGUUUUCCCUGGGGGCUUCACGUGGUAUUUUAUUGCAGGUGUUUCUUCUACAGUGUUUGUGGCUUCUGUUGUACACACAUUCUUUUUAAAAAAAAUUUUUGAGACUGGGUCUCCCUUGUAGCCCCACAUGGCCUGUAACUUGUUGUGUAAACCAGGCUGGCCUCAAUCUCACAGAGAUCUGCCUGCCUCUGCCUCCUGAGUCCUGGAUUAAAGGCGCAUGCCACCACAAAUAGCCCAAGCACACACAUUGUUAAUUUGGCAACAGAGAAUUUGUCAGGUGAUUUAUUCAUUGUCCCUAGGGUGGAUUUUUGGUGGAUGACUCAAACCCUCACCUUCUUUAAAAAAAGAAUAAAUCCUCAUUGCACAGCAUUAAUUUAAAAAAAAUAGUUGCUGCUUCCUGUGUACUUAAUUUUAAUUUAAAAGGUCAUUUUCUUUCCCCUGGGAAGGAGGAUGUUAAUGUUUCAAGAACUUCUCAGUAAACAUGAAGGGAAAUGUUUUCUAAAUUACCUCAAAGCUGAUUUUUAAUCAAUCUUAUAUAAUAACUCCACUCCAAAUUUUGAUAUUGUAAUACAGACUUUUGACACUGAAAAAAAAUUUUUUAAACUCAUUUUUUUGUUCACUUGCACUCUGUUCAAAGCAAAUUGUGCCCCCUUACACACACACACACGCAGACACACACACCACCACCAGGCCAUUGCUUUUAAACAUUAGAAAAAGCGGUUGAGAAUAACUUGAUCUGUGUGUGGUUUUCACCCUCUGUGAUGUGCUUUGUUUUCCUGCCAGUAUAGAGCUGAUGCACUCAUCGGGUACAGUGUGUGCUCCACACGCCACACCUCAGUAGCAUCUGAAUCCACACAGUGGGAUGUGCAGAGGAUCUGCCAUUCACGCUGGAGCCCCCUUUUUCCCAACAGCCCUCAGAAUUACUGCUGCACCCUUGUGGACCACAUUUUCCAUUCUACACUGAUGUUUUCAUUGUCUUCCUUCCUCCCUAGCUCUCUCCUUGCUUCCCCGGCUUCUCCUUCUUCGUCCUUUGCUACAAGCAUCUGUCUGACCCUGACAUGAAUCACGCUUGAUUUUCUAGUUAUUUCUGGAUACAGUUAAAGUUUGGCUGGUUUUCAUUCAGAAACUGGCAUCAGUCACAUGCUUGCAUUCUUUGAAAGUUGGCCCCAUUGUUGUUUAGGACCCUUCCUCUAGAUUAGACCAGCCUCCACCAAUCCUGCUGUGUGCUGACAUUGUAUAGAAAGAAUACAAUUCCUGAACAUUGUACAGCCCAUUUCCAGAUAUUCUGGGGACUUUCUUGGAACUGAGGGCUCUGUCACCACUGAAUGAUGUUUUGUCAGUGAGUCCUAAGGAACUCUGGGACACUGGAUGAGACCCUGAUCCACAGAAAAGCCCCUGGCAUCCGACUCAUGGUUUUUCCUUCAAAGCUCCCCACUGUAAUCAGGGCAUAUUUUUAUGUCUCUGCCCCUUAAAACUUACACCUGGUACCUGAAUAUCCCUGAUCUUAUGGGACACAUCACAGCACACAUUAAAAUAGAUUCUGCCUCAAAUUGGCAUGGACAUUGGGGGAAAAGAAGGAGGCUUUUUUUGUGUGUUUAGGGGUGAGCAGAAAUUCUAAAGGAAUUGAAGAUACAAAGAGUGGAUGGUUGAGAAGGCGACCUGCCAUGUAGUCCACAUGGUUUGAAGUGGACCGCCCCCCCAGGUCUGGUCCCACUGAUUUACAGGUAAUAUUAAGGAGAAGAGAAGUAGAUGUGGUAGGGAUGAGAUAAGGAGGUAACAUGGACAGGUGAAGGUCUUGUCACUCUCCAGUGAGUGUCCUACACCACCACUGUCAGGGUUCUGGCUUAAGAUUAUGGAAAACCUCCCAGCAGAGGGGACUCUGUGUCCAUAAGAUGCCACCUCAGGGGUGCAUUAGUGUGCGAUUGAAUAGCUCAAGAAAUGUUAUCCUAAAGAUGCACCAGGUUUACACAGAAAUCAUUUUGUCUGAGUACAGCUUUAGUGGUGUGUGAACUUAUGUGUUUAUAUUUCUUUGUUAUAUUUUUGUUUCUACAGUAAACUGCAAAUGGUUGCCCUAACAUGUCAAGUCAAAUUCCUCAUCAAUUUUUCCCCAUGGCCAUCAACUUUAAUUGAUCCUGGACAGUUCAGUGGGACUUUCUUGUUCUGAGUCACACUUUCGGGGUCAUUAAGUUCAACACUACAAUCUCAAGAGAGAGUUUGGGAGCCCCUACCAGAAACGUCAGAUUUCACAUAUCAGUGGGUGAUUCAGUGAACGAUAUCAGCAUCAGAUGAACCAUUGUCCAUGUGAUAGGGCUGUACCUAAGUUCCACAGCUCCAAUAAUUAAUGCAUGUGAAGUUGUCAAAACAAUAACCUUAACUCCUGUGCAUACUCCUGGCAUUUCUCUGGAUUCUCCAGAUGGCAUUGGGCAGGACCUGCACAUCCAUUCAUCCCAACAUCUUCAUUGGGCAUUUGGAGGUAAAUGCUGAUAAGGCAUUGCCUAUAUUUUGUGACCUGUUAUGAUCCGGGAGUACUUGAUACUGUCUAUUAGCAGAUACUGAAAAGUAUCAUGAGUACCUUACUUUGGGCAAUGCAUAAAAAUAGGAACAUAUAAAUUAAUGCUCUUGUUGACCUAUGAUGCUCUGUGGGGAAUGCUGUAAAGGAAUUAAAUGUCCAGAGCCCAAAAAUGGUUAAUUUUUCCAGCUAAUUUUUUCUAUUGUAAUCAUUAAUUUAAAUGAUCUAAAGAUAUUUCACGAUCCUAUAAAUACAGAGCCAAGGACUUCAGAUUGUCCCUUUGAAUCCUUUUCAAACAGAGGAAAGAUGUUGCUUCCUGUUUGCUUCUCUUUCCUUUUGAAAACUGAAACUUCAAAACCAACUCUUCUUUGAAUGUUGAAGCUACAUUAUUCACAUUUUUAGAAGACAUUGAAUGAUCAGGAAUUUGAUACACAUUGCUGAAGCUUUGGGGAUGGAGGCCUGGUUUCUUGAAAUAUCGUUCACACUACAGAAAUUAUAGAGCGUCAUAGAAACCAAGUUUGGAUCCUGACAUAAAUUGUGUGGUUCCUAAUGGAAGCCUAGUCCACAAAUGUGGGCUCUUAAAAGAUCAGGUUCGCUCUGCUCUUUAAACUUACCCAUGAUCAGAGCCUGAAUGUACUCUGCACAUGUGUCAUGGGGAGACAUUGUACAGGUAUCUAACCAAGGAUGAUUUGGAACAAAAAAGGACAUAAGUAAGGGGAAAAGUCACUUGAUGGCUUUUCUCAAAUUAAGAUGUAAGUCAGGCAGGAAAAUCUCCACCUCUUCAUAACCCGUCAGACAUCUAAGGUCAGUAGUUCAACAAUGAUCUUCAUCUUUCCUGACUUUUUGACAAAUUCAUACCAAAUGGUUCAAAUGUUAGAUAAACAUAAGCAGAGAGAAAAGUCUAGGCUCUGGGAAAUAGAAUCUAUUCUUCUAUCAAGACAUUAAAUGUGGCCUGGAGGGCUGCCCUCUCUGCCCAAGAAGGUGGCUUACCUUCCUGUCCAAAGUUGCUAGUGCCUUCUGUAAGUUACAUGUUAUCAUUACACCUGGAAAUUACUGAUUCCAAUUAGGAGAGGGUUGAUUACACUUUGAAGAAAUUCGCUCUUGUGUGUGUCUUUGAACUCAGGAAUAGAAAAUGAAGAAGCACUUCAUCUUCAUAUGUGGUCUUGUUCCUGCUGGGGCGAGGACGAAUGGGCAAGGGUGUGUUCAGAACUGAGGUAACUCAGUGCAGCCUGCAAGAAACUGGCAUCGCUCCAAUUUCGACAUCUUCCUAAAAGCACAUUAGCAUCCGUUCUGGGACAGGUUAGUCCAUCCGAUGUCUGUAAAGUCAGACAAUUUAUUUCUGUGGCCCUUCAGACAAGCACAAAGCUUCAAAAAAAUCAGAUGCCAGUUAUUAAGAGCUGACACAGAGUGGAAGGAGGGCCAGCUCGAACGUUGCCUGGAGUGCUUUGCUUUAUCCCGUGAGUGCGAUGCCUUCAUUGUUUCACAAGCUACAAAACUGUUGCUCUUAACUUGGGUUGAAAACACUAAACACUAGCAGUGUCUUCCAUACUAAAGAUGAUUGCUUGACCCUUACAUCAUGACUGUGAACUAAAAUCAAGCUUGAACAUCUGCACUUUAGAAAGAAAGCUCAGUAGAAGUCUCCAACCAUGGAAUUAACACUGAAUCUCCCUCACCCUCAUCUGCCAAUAAAAUGCAGCUUGACCCAGUACUGGAGUCUGUAAAGUGUGCAUUUGCGCCGCUUGGUUAGAUUUUCCCUGCUUUGCCUCGUUUUCUGUUCGUUUGCUGUUGCCUGUGUUGUGAUACAAAAUCAACUUAUUUGGGACUGUUUCGUUUUUCUUUCAUUGACAUAUCUUCAAGGCCAACUUCAGCCCUAGGCAAACCUGCAGACUGUUAACAGAUCUUGAAGUUGAAAGGCAAUAUAAGGCACUACAGGGCCACUUCAAGAGCAGGAUGGCCCUGUUUUCCCUUCAUUUACCUGAGAAAACAGAAAGUUGGUUGCUGUGUUGGAAUACUCCCGGAUUGGUGGGUAUUUCCUCCCAGGGUCACUGGGCAACCCAUACUAUUCAUUCCCUAUUAGCUGUCAGUCUUUCCUUGGAAUGCUUAUUAAACACACACAAUGUAAUUUCCAGUGCUCAUCCCUUUUUUAUUCAUCCAUUCCCUGGUUUUAUGUGUUCUCCCUGGGAGCUGGCCCGCUCUUUGCCUCACAAUGUUGCUUAAUGAAACCUGGCAGACACCUUGUUGCCAGAAAUCAGUUUUAAAGACUCUAAUCAUGUCAGCCCAGGCAGGGGGCUCAUUCUAUCUUGCAUUGAAUUAAUUAUAGAGCCCAGAAAAAGGGUGGACAGGGGCACUUCCCAACCAGUCAGCCAAAACAAACUCACACUUGCUCUCAGCAAACAUGUUUGUGAAUGAAGCUUGCUUGUCUUAUCGCAGGGGAAAUGUCAUGUUGCCCUGGGUGCCCUGCUGCUGUCUACAGCUUCUUCAUCUCUUUAACAGUGAACUCCUAACAGCGGCCCCAGGUACUGCCAGGAGUGCACCCUCCCUUCAGAGAAUGCCAUCCCCACUCUCCUCAUCUCUAUCUACCAACAUUUGGGGGGAACAAAUUAAGAGAAUCCUAACUAUGUAAAGAUAAAUUGUAUUAUAUUUUUUGUACUUAUGUUUUAUGUAAAUAAUUUGUUUCGUUCGAUUGUAUGUGAGUAUUGAAAUAAAUCCUACCAUUC
Messenger RNA from Nannospalax galili (Upper Galilee mountains blind mole rat), 10919 nucleotides. RefSeq names its product semaphorin 5A (gene Sema5a). Gene Ontology annotation, biological process: neural crest cell migration; negative regulation of axon extension involved in axon guidance; axon guidance. NCBI's taxonomy places the organism in Eukaryota, Metazoa, Chordata, Mammalia, Rodentia, Spalacidae. Gene Ontology annotation, molecular function: chemorepellent activity; semaphorin receptor binding. Bases 670 to 3912 code for a protein of 1080 amino acids. The record is from RefSeq and is a predicted model, not a curated record. The transcript has 24 exons.